GACUGAUAUUUCUGUCUUUAAUAAUAUUAAUGAAUUCUCUAUUUCGACUUAUGACUGUCAUCUUAUGGCUCUCUCUUGUAGCUUUGCCUACGCUCUGCACUCAGUGCCCACAAGACAGUUCCAUUUACUGUAAGGUCUGCUGUUAAUUCGUAGUUCCAGAAGAGAUGGUAUCUUACACUUGGGGUACUACUACGGCCGAUUCAUACUUCAUAGAUGUAGUUGGGUCUUCAAGUAUCCUUUUCAGUCAUUUAUUAUAGCUGCUACAUACUGGAUUGCUAAGUCAGGCGCUUUUGUACUAGAUGUAAUCAGGGAAAAUUCAGAUGGAACGAUUCCUUGGAUUAGAAGAAUGACUUCAGGUCAGCAAGGGGUCCCUCACGCUCAUGUUCUAAACAAUGCAGGCACUAUCCUCUGGCUAGUUGAUGAUUAUGAUGAUAGUUCUAAUUACCUAGUAGAGGUCUUGAAAAUGGAUACUUCAGAUGGCAGCACAUUUUAUUAUCAAAAUUCGGCUAAUAUUAAUGCAAGCUCAACAAAGCCAACAGUAUUUAUUUCAGAUGAUGACUCCAAACUUUACUAUACUGCCAAAAAGAAAUCUCAGACAGAUGCCUUUGUUUGUGUGUUUGAUACAGCUGCUUUCAAUUCAAAGUGCUUAAUAACUGGGAAUGCUUUUCCUUAUGGCCUUCUCAGAGUUAGUGAUACUAGAAUUAUCUUCUUUGGAGUUGACAAAACAACAAACCACGGGACUCUUGCUAAUAUUGAUCCAUCUCCAUCCACUCCCACAGUAAACUGGCAGAAUCAACUGUCUAUCCCUGGGGGCUCAGCAGCAUCGAUGAACAAAGGUACAGCAACUACUAACACUGACAAAUCUAAAGUGUAUGUUGCUCUCCCAAUUGGAGCAUCCACUUCUACAACAAUGCUGACUUUCAUGGUUCUUGAUGAACCCUCUGGAAGUCUAUCAGGAGAUAUUUUUGCUUCAAAUGAAGCAGUGACAGAGAUAGAUGAAGUGUAUUACUUCUUAGACAAUGUGUAUAUUUUAGCUCAGGCUAGCAAUGCAAGACUGUUAGUAUUCAAUACAACAUCGUCUUCAUUCACUAAUAUCUUUGAAAGCACAGGAUCAGUCUAUCACGGGAUUUACUCUGAUACUAUUUCUGGAAGACUAAGACUUAUCGGAGGUAAAUCAAAUUCUCCAGUCAUAUACAAAGUUUUCCCAAUACAUUUGGGUUUAAAUGAAGAAUUCACGACAUCCUCGAUGACAAUGUCUGCGGUAACAAAUUCAUAUGGAUAUUCUGCAAGAACAUAUUCUUAUGCAGCUCAAAACACUUAUAAUCAUGAUGGCACCAGUGCAGGCCAUCCAAACAAUCCAGAAUCAAAGACUGAUACUAUUCUCUGGCAAACUUCAGUCAACAGGUUUGUUGAGCCUAUUACUGUUGAAGCAAACCCAAGCUUUGCGUUAGACACAUUCUUAAAUAUUACUUGUUCUAUUGGAACAUCCACCCCAAUCAACUAUACAUUCUCAAAUGCUGACUAUCAAAGCAGCACCGACUGGCUCACUUUCCAUGAGAACAACUUUACUCUGUCUGGAAUUCCUCCAGACAGCGGGAGCGAUAAAACCUAUAAAUACACUGUUGUAGCCAGUUGGACAACUGCUCCUUCAGGAACUACAACUACAGAGAUCAUUGUCGACGCAAAACACAAAGAAGUUACUACUGCUGGGGAUAUUGCAGAAGCUACUGCCCAAACCCAAGUAGGAAUAGCAGUAGGCAUUUCAGUGCUCAAUGCAGUAUUAGUAGGGACCCCUCCGACUUCAUUAUGGUCAUUACUUAAUCAACUCCAGAUGCUUUUGCUAUUGAUGCUUAUUGAUGAGUACACUCCUUCAGAUAUUAAUGAGUUCUUAGAAGGAACAGCCUUUGUAAUGUUCAACUUCAACUUUAUUCCUACUGCCGAUAUUCCAUUUAUUGACAUCCCAAUUGAUUGGCUGGACUUUGGAGAGCCUGGAGAGAAAAUCCAGAACCUUGGUAUUGAGUCUUUCAGCACUUUUGUCAAUAACUUCUCUCUGAUCUGCGCUUUUAUUUUAGUCACUGCUUUGCAUAUUGUGUUGAAAGUGAUUCCUUGGUUUAAAAAUAAGAACCAUCCUAACUGAGUCAUUAGAAACAUCGCAAUUAUUAGAGAUAAAGUCAUUGACAUCAUUUUCUUUGUGGCUUAUGCUCGGUUAUUAUUAGAAGCUCACGAAACAAUGGUGAUUUCAUCAGCUUUGGAGAUCAGAGAGUUUGACUCAUCUUCUGCAUCCGCUAUCAUAUCUCAUCUUAUAUCUUGGGUAUUUCUUUUACUGUGUCUUAUCAUUCCAACUUUUGCUUUGUAUUUGUUUUAUACCCACAGAAAUCGUUAUGAUCCUGACAAGAAAACUCCAACCAUGGAGUUCUUUGAAGGUCUUAAAAACAACAAAUGGUCAAGAUUUUACAGUUUCUUACUGUUGUUCAGAAGAGUCUUGUUUGUAUUGAUUGUUAUUUUCAUGACAGAUAAUGUGCACAGAGCUUACAUAUACUCAAUCUUACUUGUUUCUCAACUAGCUUACUUCGGAACUUUGAUCUAUCUGAGGCCAUUUGAAGAGAUGCAAGAUAACAUCAUUGAAUUGGUCAAUGAACUCUUCUUAGUCGGAGUUAUCUGCUACUUGUUUGCCAUGACAAGCGGUGACAAAUGGACUAAUACAGCUAUUUCUUGGUUCAUGAUUAUUCUUACCAUUAAUUGCUUGAUUGUGCUUGCAAUCAUGAUCUACUUCAUGAUUGUCAAUAUUGUAGUGAAAUGUAAAGAGUGGAGAAAGAGCAAAGAGAGCUCAUCAUUCAGCCAUUUGUCAGUACAAGAUGAACGUGCUCCAGAAACAGAGAACAGGGAUGUGAGAUCUAAAAGCAGAGCUGAAAUCUAUGAAGAGGAAGACCCUUAAAUAUU
This is a messenger RNA of Moneuplotes crassus, 2940 nucleotides long. The record is from the annotation of a GenBank genome assembly. NCBI's taxonomy places the organism in Eukaryota, Ciliophora, Spirotrichea, Euplotida, Euplotidae.